CUUACGAGUCUCCCGCAGGACAUCGAGCUGCUAGAUGUAGUUGCUCAUGAUGGCCAUCAAUCAAACUACGGUCAGACAGAGUUAGCAGGAUGGCCAAUAUUAGAACUCAGGAACCGGUAAGCAAUGGUUUUCUUAGGGUCUUUUAUUCCACUAUUCCUGACUGUCCUGCCUCAGUGCAAUGUCGAUUUGCUGGCAGCAAAACUCUGUACCUCGGCGGUCUCAAAUUCCCCAAGCAGCGACUGUGCUUGAUCAGCGUAUCAUUAUGGGAAAUGCGACAUACAAUCCUAUCAUCGUUCCACAAGAAAGUCUUGUGAUGCUCGAGAUCUAUCAGCAACCUUUUGGGCAGCCCACCAGCGAACACCGAACCGUAUUUGGCAAUGGCUUGACUGAACAGAGCCUCUAUGCACGCAAUAGCGAUGGCGUACCACAGAUUUUAAUGUCAUACGUAACACCGACUCAUGAGCAGUCACGGUAUUUUCAGGCACAAGCAUCCUCACUGGGCUUGGGAGCGUUAGCCAAGGAACAUCUCUCCAUAGCUGUGGUCGGGAGUGUUGCAGAUCAACAGUUGAGUCAGGUAUUUGGGUGUAUGCUACACCAAGGGAUCCAAGCUACCAUCCACGUGCGUUAAGACGAGACAAAUGGAAAGGGUACUAUAAUGCUGCUUAGUAUAAGAAU
This is a messenger RNA of Aspergillus pseudonomiae, 675 nucleotides long. RefSeq lists its product as uncharacterized. Lineage: Eukaryota; Fungi; Ascomycota; Eurotiomycetes; Eurotiales; Aspergillaceae. The transcript has a single exon. Bases 179 to 628 code for a protein of 149 amino acids. The record is from RefSeq and is a predicted model, not a curated record.